GGAGCUGGGCGCCGGGGCCGCGGGGCGCGGGCGGCUCGGGCUCGGUUCUCCCUCCAUUCCCCGGGAUCGCGGCGGGCUCGGGCGGCGGCAGGAUGGCGGCUGGGCUCCUGCCCCUGCUCCCGCUGCUGCUGCUGCUACCGGGCCGGGGGCCGCCGGGGGCUCUGGGCAACCGGCACGCCGUGCACUGGAACAGCUCCAACCCGCACCUGCGGCGGGAGGGCUACACGGUGCAGGUGAAUGUCAACGACUACCUGGACAUCUACUGCCCUCACUACAACGCCUCGGUGCCCGAGCACCGGCUGGAGCAGUACGUGCUGUACAUGGUGAACGCGGAGGGCUACCGCACCUGCAACACCAGCCAGGGCUUCAAGCGCUGGGAGUGCAACCGGCCCCACGCGCCCCACAGCCCCAUCAAGUUCUCGGAGAAGUUCCAGCGCUACAGCGCCUUCUCGCUGGGCUACGAGUUCCGUGCGGGGCAGGAGUACUACUACAUCUCCACGCCGACACACAACCACCACCGGGCCUGCCUGAAGAUGAAGGUGUUCGUCUGCUGCGCCUCCACGUCGCACUCCGGGGAGAAGCUGGCGCCCACCCUGCCCCAGUUCACCCUGCGGCCCGAGGUGAAGAUCGAGGACCUGGAAAACUUCAACCCGGAGAUGCCGAAGCUGGAGAAGAGCAUCAGCGGCACCAGCCCCAAGCGGGAACACUUGCCCCUGGCCGUGGCCGCCGCGCUCUUCCUCAUGACGCUGUUGGCCUCGUAGCUCCCGGUGCCCGCGGGGGCCCGGCCAGCGCCGCUCCGCCGAGCGCGGCCCCCCAGACCUGCUGCCCCUCGUGAGAGCCAGCGGGCAACCACCGCGGGACCACCACCCCCUGUCCGGAGAGCCGCCCGCAGAGCUGCCCCGCGGGGCAGGGAUCAUGGCACGCACCGAUCCGGCCGGACUCGCCUUCCGUCCCGCCAGCGGAUGCGGCCACGUCCGCAGGGAUGCGGCUGGGUUGCCCCGCACCUCCCGCCGACACCGUCCCGGGGCGCGGGGUUCCUCCCGCAGCCCCCCCGGUGCCCCGUGGCUGCCCCGUGGCUGGGGGGCAGCGCCAGGAGGGGGAGCCCGGUGAGAGCAGGGACCCCCGGGGCCGGGCAGUCUGUACAUACCCAUAUAGAUCUAUACAUACUGUACAGAGAGCGACUACAGAGAUAUAUCUAUACUGUACCAUAGGCAGCGGCGCCGGCCCCGGGCUGGCUUGUACAUAGUCGAACGUGUUGGAUUUUCCUCGUCUUCCGUGAAGACCCGACCUAUGCAAACGCACAGACACUUUUUGGGGAAAAACAAAAGAAAACAAACAAAAAAAAACCAUUCUCGACCUUUUUUUCAAGUGCUUUGGCUGGUGAUUUUCAUAUUCUGCUCUUAGUCUAUUAAAAAAAAAUAAUAAAAGGAUAAAAAAACGGACCCCUGUCACGGUGGCGUGCAGCGCUCCCAGCCCUCCGAGGGGCUCUGGCCCCCGAGGGGGCUCCGGCCGGGACAGGGGUUCAGGAGAGGGCUGACCUCCACCGUGCCACCCGCAUUGUCCAGCCACGGGCUCGGUGCCGCAGGCAGGGGGAUGCAGGGUGCUCCCCACCACUGGCUCUGCCCCCCAUCGGCCCCCCAGCACCGACACGGA
Messenger RNA from Malurus melanocephalus (red-backed fairy wren), 1653 nucleotides. It is a transcript of the gene EFNA3, whose product is annotated as ephrin A3. Lineage: Eukaryota; Metazoa; Chordata; Aves; Passeriformes; Maluridae. The transcript has 5 exons. Gene Ontology annotation, molecular function: ephrin receptor binding. Gene Ontology annotation, biological process: ephrin receptor signaling pathway; axon guidance. Gene Ontology annotation, cellular component: plasma membrane. Bases 93 to 761 code for a protein of 222 amino acids. The record is from RefSeq and is a predicted model, not a curated record.